GAAGAUACCGAAAGCGAUCGGUUCCGCGAAAUCGAAACUCCGGGCGAAGCGGCUCCACUCGCGGACUCGACGGGACGAGAUAAAGUGCAGUUUUAACCUCAAACCCCUGAGCAUUACAGAGGAGAGAACACAACGAGCAGGAGUAUGGAAGACAAAAUAAUAGAGGUUUUACGUCGUGCUGGGACUCCGGUUAUGACACUGGACAUAGCCAAGGCAGUGGGUCUGAAUACCAAAAAGGAUGUGAACAGCACCCUGUAUGGGUUGAGGGACAGAGGUGUGGUGCGUCGGACAGAUUCAAAUCCCCCUAAGUGGAGCUUAGUGAGUCCAAAGGAACAAGAGGCACCGGGGAGGUCUGGGAAGAUGUGGAAGCGUACCGAUGAAGGAGCGGAGGAAGAUGCACGGGACUGCAGCAGAAAGCCAUCUAACACAGCAGACACCGCCAACUCCAGCCGAGGGGGCCUCAGAGGUCUUGAGGAAUUUGACAUUGAAGAAGACUUUGAUGAAGGAGGUUACGGGUGGAUAUUUAAAGCAAGACACAAAGUUGAUCGUAAAUGUUAUGCAGUGAAGAUUGUCAAGUAUGACGGUGAAAAAGAAAAACGAGAAGUGGAAGCACUGGCAGCUCUUCAGCACUCCAGCAUUGUGCGAUAUUACACAUCCUGGAUUGGUCCACCAUACAAAUGCAAUAACACCAAUACUCCUUCAAAAGGCUCGUUGCUCCAAAAUUGCAGCACAGAAAGUUCUGGAGGUGUGGUAUUUGAACAGGGAGGCUGUUCAUUCCCUUCUGCAGCCAGCUGUACUGCUGAAUCCAGAGAAGAAGAGGAGUUAGAAUCAUGGAGUCAGACUUCCAGCUCAGACAUGUCUACAAAGCAGAUGAUAGCCACUGCCAAAAGGUGCCUUUACAUUCAGAUGGAGUUCUGUGAGGGGGGAUCCCUGGAUCAGUGGCUCCUUGACAAAGGUAAAGAAAGGAGCAAAGGGGAGGCCACGGAAAUAUUCCAACAAAUCGUCAAAGGAGUGGAGUAUAUACAUUCCAGUGGUCACAUUCACAGAGACUUGAAGCCACAAAAUAUACUGUUUGCAGCUGAUGGAAGAAUUAAGAUUGGCGACUUCGGCCUUGUGACAACGAUAGGUGACAAAAACAUAAGCCCUGUGGAAAGGACGAAAGAAAAAGGAACCAAGUCCUACAUGAGCCCUGAGCAGGAAAACCAGAGUACCUACGACGAAAAGACAGACAUUUUCCCUUUGGGACUGAUUUUCUUUGAGCUCCUCUGGACAAUGGGCACAAUGGCGGAAAAGAACAAGAUUUGGAAAGAACUGCGUAGUAGGAGCUUCCCCGUCGAGUUCCGUGAGAAGUAUGCUUUUGAGCACAAACUCAUCUAUGAUAUGCUCUCGCUUGAGCCCGAAGACAGGCCAGGAGCUUCUGACAUUAAGGAACGGCUCCACGCCCUGAUGGACCACGUUUCUUCCCCAAAGCAGAGGACCGUUUGACUGAUGGAUGUCCGUGGUUCUCACGUGUCCCUCUGCUCCGGUCCUUGAGUGCCACCAAUUUCAGGAAGAAUACAGUGUAAUAUUAUAAAUACGUUAUGGUCUGGUCACACAUCUCACAGCAGGAGAUACUUUUUUGUCUCCUUUUUACAGAGUUAUUCUGAUUUUGUCAUGUCCGUGUUGUAGCUCUAGCAAAAUAAAUGGGUAAAAUAAUUGUAACCAGGGGGUGCGGUGGCACAGUGGG
Molecule: messenger RNA, 1726 nt
Organism: Scleropages formosus (Asian bonytongue)
Lineage: Eukaryota; Metazoa; Chordata; Actinopteri; Osteoglossiformes; Osteoglossidae
Gene: pkz
Product: protein kinase containing Z-DNA binding domains
Exons: 11
Coding region: 145-1485 (446 amino acids)
Biological process (GO): eiF2alpha phosphorylation in response to endoplasmic reticulum stress
Cellular component (GO): cytoplasm; nucleus
Molecular function (GO): RNA binding; eukaryotic translation initiation factor 2alpha kinase activity; ATP binding
Source: RefSeq, a predicted model, not a curated record